This is a messenger RNA of Sphaeroforma arctica JP610, 908 nucleotides long. RefSeq lists its product as hypothetical. NCBI's taxonomy places the organism in Eukaryota, Ichthyosporea, Ichthyophonida. Bases 183 to 503 code for a protein of 106 amino acids. The record is from RefSeq and is a predicted model, not a curated record. The transcript has a single exon.
GUUCUUUGUCGCGAGAGCUGAAGACUAUAUAUAUAAAAGCUGAGCGUUGCAGUUAUUGUAUUUAGAACAAUAAUGGUUGACAACCGUUCAAGUAAAUAAAAAGUACAAUAUAACUGCAGUGUUUGGGAUCUCGGACUGUACAAUCAGGUGAAGCCUUUGGUUUAUUGAUCUUAUUUGCCGUGAUGCAAGGUGCCGCAAGAUUUUCCUGUUGUACUUCAACCCCUACAAGCCUCCUUGUCUCUAUAUGCAGGCGGAGCCAGUCUGCAUUAUACAGCAAUGCCGUCUUGGCGCCCCGUUUCGAGUAUAAAUCAGAUGCAAGCGUCUCCGAAAGCGAGGAUGAGGUCAAUGCUCAAGCUAUGACGCAAAGGACGAGGACUGCUACAUAUAAUCAAUACAAAUUAACCGAUUACUUCCAAGAAGACCGUGUACACUUUGAGGAGGUGCAUUUGAGUAGGAGAAGGAAGGCCUUGCAAACAGCCACGCUAUACAGACGCCUCAUCUAAGGGUCUCUGAAUAGUCCCAGUGUAUAUAAUCAAAGAAUCACGCCAUCGUGCAAAUUGCAAGGAUCUUCACCGGCUAUGAAGUACGAUACUACGCUUGGACUAUACACUAGUGAGGCUGCUCUCGAUAACACCUGGUCUUGUUGAUGGCUGCCGGACGAUUAUAUAUAUAUAUAUAUAUAUAAAUAAAACAAUUAAAAAAAUACUUAACCCUGCGGACGGUUGGUACUAAUUCAUAUCGUCUGGAUGGAAGGGUCGUGCCUAUGGAUGGUUCUAGGAGGAUGCUGGACUCUUUUUGGGUAGUCAGCAAGCGUGGCUGCAUUCGACAAUAAGAUUUAGUAAGUCUGCCGUCCGGCAAUGUAUAUAUAUAUAUAUAUAUAUUGUGUCAUUAAAAUACUAAAAUACUGG